GAGCCCCAACCCAAGUGAACUCAGCAGCACAACCGAACCCAAACAAGAAACAGAAGAAAGUAAAAGGAGAGAGAGAAAAAGAAAGAAGAGAAAUCAAUAAUUUGUGUGAAGAAAUCAGGUCGUCGUUUGAUUUUCACUCUUCGCAAAAAUGAACGGCGGCCCAUCUGGUUUCAAUAAUGCACCAGUGACGAGAAUUUUGGUGAUCGCAUGUGUCCUUUUCACUAUUAUAUUUGGGAUCCAGGGCCGUUCUAAUAAGCUUGGAUGGUCCUAUGAGACACAUUUACAUAUCCAGAGCAUAUGGAUGAACUGAUAAUCUGGUGCCAGUAUAUGCCACAGAGAACAGAUAUAUUCAAAAAAUUUCAAAUUUGGAAGCUGAUACUGUCCAUUUUUGGUUUUGCGUCUACACCAGAACUCAUCUUUGGAACAUAUCUGCUUUAUUACUUUCGUAUAUUUGAGAGGCAAAUCGGCUCUAAUAAGUACUCUGUGUUUAUCUUGUUCUCUGCAAUCGUCUCUUUAGUGCUUGAGGUCCUUGCAAUGAAAAUUGUUAAAGAUUCUUCCUUGAAGACUCUCACAUCGGGUCCCUAUGGUCUUAUAUUUGCUUCCUUUGUUCCUUUCUAUCUUGACAUACCAGUCUCGACUCGUUACCGUGUAUUUAGCCUUCACUUCUCCGACAAGACAUUUAUAUAUGUAGCUGGUCUUCAGCUUCUUUUCUCAUCAUGGAAAAGAUCUCUGUUGCCGGGGAUCUGUGGCAUUCUUGCUGGUUCCUUGUAUCGUUUGAAUAUUCUCCGCAUACGCAGUAUGAAGUUUCCAGAAUUUAUCGCUUCUUUCUUCUCUCGACUUUCAUGGCCAUCUUCGGGGAAUAUACCACCUGCUGCACCAGCUAGGAAUACUGUGGGAAAUAUGCCGUCCUAUGCAGGUCGCCAAGUGGAGGGAAACUAUCCUGCUCCUGUCCGUUCCACUGUGGACCCCCCAGAGGAUUCUAUUUCUACCCUUGUUUCAAUGGGUUUUGACAGAAACUCUGCAAGGCAAGCUCUCAUCCGCGCUAGAAAUGAUGUUAAUGCAGCUACCAACAUCCUUCUUGAGUCGCAAGCGCGCUGAGAAUGGCAGAUUUCCAGCAUUCAAGAAAUGCAAGCUGGAUCUUGAUUCAAAGGCUAAAUUGCGACAGAUGCAAGAGGCAGUCAGCCUGCAAAAUAGCAACCAUUUUGUGACUCAAUGGUAUUGCAAAUUCCCAUAAUUCGACCCUUCUUGAUUUUCUUUGGGGAUUUGAUUUGCCUCCAUAGGUUGUCAUAUUACUGCUUAGUUUGAGGGCAACUAUCUCUGGUCACUUUAAGUUGGAAACUCUAGGAUUGUCUAAACACGAAUGUGUAGAAAAUUCUUGUAGGCAAGCUGUUAAUAUAGUGUUUUACAUCUUCAGGUGUCUGCAAAUAUAUGACCUUUCUGAUGAAGCUAAUUUUACCAUCUGAAUGAACAUCAUUGCUGCUGAGACAUCUGUGACUAUUUUUAGUACAUCCAAAUGUUUCCAGCCACUUUAUCUAACUAGAUAAAGAAUUGGACCAAUUUGAUGGAUGGACAUUUGUCAUUAGUUCAUCAAUGCCCAGCCUUGAUUAGGGUUUUAUUGUUUUCUUUACUUGUAUUCAUGUUUUAAAUGAAUUCGCAAUUAAUUUAUUUGUUGUGGGAGGUUGGCAA
Coffea arabica (coffee) is the source of this 1686-nucleotide messenger RNA. NCBI's taxonomy places the organism in Eukaryota, Viridiplantae, Streptophyta, Magnoliopsida, Gentianales, Rubiaceae. The record is from RefSeq and is a predicted model, not a curated record.